Aspergillus fumigatus Af293 is the source of this 702-nucleotide messenger RNA. Its product is annotated as dienelactone hydrolase family protein. The record is from RefSeq and is a predicted model, not a curated record. Lineage: Eukaryota; Fungi; Ascomycota; Eurotiomycetes; Eurotiales; Aspergillaceae. The transcript is spliced from 3 exons. Bases 1 to 702 code for a protein of 233 amino acids. Gene Ontology annotation, molecular function: hydrolase activity.
AUGUACACCAAGUACUAUGAAUUUAGCUCACCGUCACUAGUUGAGACGUAUUUCUCAUAUCCUGAGGACAGAUCGACCACGCAUGGAGUUCUCAUCCUCACUGAUGUCAUCGGUCACCGCUUCAUCAACUCACAGCUCAUUGCUGACCAGUUUGCCGCCAACGGGUACAUUGUAGCCAUGCCUGAUCUGUUUCACGGCGACUCGGUCAAGCUUAAUAGGCCCGAGACUUUUAACCUGAUGAGUUGGCUGGAGGGACACCCGAUUGAGAGGGUGGAUCCUGUUGUCGACUCGGUGCUUAAGUAUAUGCGUACACGCCUCGGAUGCGAGAAAAUAGGGGCAGUCGGGUACUGCUUUGGGGCAAAAUACGUGGUCCGAUUUCUGAGGCCCGAAGAAGGCAAGGUCGACGUCGGAUAUAUCGCGCAUCCCGGAUUCGUUGAGCUUGACGAGCUCAGCGCAAUCACCGGCCCCUUGAGCAUUGCAGCUGCAGAGACUGAUGACGUCUUUCCAACGUCAAAACGUCACCAGUCAGAAGGCAUCCUUCGUGAUUCUGGCCUGCCAUAUCAGAUUAAUCUCUAUGGCAGAGUCGAGCACGGGUUCGCCAUUCGUGCAGACCUGACCGAUAAGGCGAAGAAGUUUGCAAAGGAACAGGCAUUCCUCCAAGCAGUUCAAUGGUUCGAUGAAUUCGUCAAGGGUCAAAAUUGA